Messenger RNA from Indicator indicator, 1682 nucleotides. It is a transcript of the gene TULP3, whose product is annotated as TUB like protein 3. The transcript has 11 exons. The coding region runs from base 1 to 1533 and encodes 510 amino acids. Gene Ontology annotation, biological process: protein localization to cilium. Gene Ontology annotation, cellular component: cilium. NCBI's taxonomy places the organism in Eukaryota, Metazoa, Chordata, Aves, Piciformes, Indicatoridae. The record is from RefSeq and is a predicted model, not a curated record.
AUGUAUGGGGCUGGGCCCUCCCCACCGCGGGGCGCCCUGGCCAAUGGGCGGGCAGAUUGUCGCGCCUUCGGCCAAUGUCGCUGCGUUUCGGCAUCGAGUUCCGUUGCCAAGGGGAGCGGCGGGGCCGACUGGGUGGCCAUGGAGCGCUCCAGGGGCAGGGCUGUCCCCGCCAGCUGCAGCGCCUUUGAGGAUGAAUGCAUGAAACUGCGACAGCUGAAACUAGAGAAUCAGAGAGCUCUUCUAGAGAAGAAGCAGAGGAAGAAACGUCUUGAUCCCUUGAUGGUACAGCCAAAUACAGAGGCAAAGCUGCGUAGAUCAAAGCCCAAAGAGUGUGAGGAACAGACUCCUUUAGUAGAAACUCCUAUCCCUUUCCAAAGCAAUGUUGUUUUACAUGGCAUUGAUGGACCAGCUGCUUUCCUGAAAUCAGAAGUGCAAAAUUUGGGGACCAAGUUCCAAAGUCUAUCUGCUGAAUCUUCCAAAACAGAAGGCAGUGCAGAUGAGGAAAACGAUGAACAGACUCUAACAGACACAGCGGGAAAGCCUGAUCUCCAAGAAAUCUUACAUAAACAAGGAAUUUCAGGCAGUUUGAAUUUUGAUGAGGAGGACACAGAAGAAGAAGAAGCUAAUAGGAGACCAUCACCUCAUUCACCGUGUUCUGAUUCUGAGAGGCCUGGUUCUGAAACCAGCGAGAAAUCUUUUGCAGAAACAGGUGCUUCCUGCAGUCCAUCCCCUCAAGCAGAUGCACAGUUGGGAGAGGUGGAGAACUUGGAGGAUUUUGCAUUCCGCCCAGCACCCCGUGGUAUAACAGUCAAGUGUCGAAUCACUAGAGAUAAGAAGGGAAUGGAUCGGGGUCUCUUCCCUACUUAUUACAUGCAUCUGGAAAGGGAUGACAGCAGAAAGACAUUCCUUCUUGCAGGGAGAAAACGAAAAAAGAGCAAAACAUCCAAUUACCUCAUAUCAGUUGACCCAACAGAUUUAUCCCGGGAAGGGGAAAGUUUCAUUGGAAAACUCAGGUCAAACCUCAUGGGAACUAAAUUUACAGUCUAUGACCAUGGAGUUAGCCCAGUCAAGGCACAAGAUCUAGUGGAAAAGGCUCAUACCAGACAAGAACUUGCAGCUAUUUGUUAUGAAACCAAUGUGUUAGGAUUCAAGGGUCCCAGAAAAAUGUCUGUGAUCAUUCCAGGAAUGAACAUGAAUCAUAAGCGAAUUCCAAUCCGUCCACGAAAUGAACAUGAGAGUCUGCUGUCAAAAUGGCAAACGAAAAAUCUGGAAAACCUCAUUGAGUUGCACAACAAAGCUCCAGUCUGGAAUGAUGAUACUCAAUCCUAUGUUCUGAACUUCCAUGGAAGAGUCACUCAGGCCUCAGUGAAGAACUUCCAGAUAGUCCAUGAUAAUGACCCUGACUACAUUGUGAUGCAGUUUGGCCGUGUAGCAGAAGAUGUCUUCACUUUAGACUAUAAUUAUCCUCUCUGUGCUCUUCAGGCCUUUGCUAUUGGACUGUCCAGCUUUGAUAGUAAAUUGGCCUGUGAAUGAGAAACAACAGAUUUGAAACAUGGAACUCACUCCCAUUCCCUCAUCUUGUUAUAAGAGUUCCAGGUGGAGUAAUGAAAAGCACAUUCGGGAUGGAAGGGGACUGGACUCCAGAUUUCUGCAGAUUGAAAAGCCAGAGGCAGGCUUCAGAA